AUGUUUUUGAUUCUCGGUCUGCUGUCUUGCUCAUCAUUCGCAUCUGCAAAAAUAAAUCUCGGUUCCGCUGCAACGUUCGGUGUUCUCAGCUCAGCAAGUGUUACGAACACGGGUGCAACUGUUAUCAAUGGCGAUCUUGGCACUGUUGGCACGUCAAUUACGGGCUUUCCCCCUGGAGUCUUUACUGGCACCGAAAUCACAGGAACGCCUGCUACAAAACCGCUCAACGAUGCUCAGACGGCGUACAAUGUGCUCACUGGCCUCGGUGGCGCAACGCCAUUGAUUGGUGAUCUGGGUGGCAUGACCUUGGCUCCUGGGACAUACAGCUACAGCAGUUCUGCAGCGGUUACUGGGACUCUGACUCUUGCCGGCACCGGUUCAUCAAGUGAUGCCUGGUACUUUCAGAUUGGAAGCUCUUUGGUCAUGGCGACUGGCUCAAGUGUUGUGCUCACUGAAGGAGCGCAGGCUUGCGAUGUGUUUUGGCAAGUUGGAACUUCGGCGACUUUGGGUACAGGCAGUUUAUGCCAUGGCCCCAUCCUCGCGGGAGCUUCUGUGACGCUCAACACUGACGCAGUAUCGAAUGGGGGUGUGUUCGGAUUAACUGGGAGUGUCACUCUUGAUGCGAAUACCGUGAACCUCAUUGAGAUCCUCUUCCAGCACCAAUACCACGUCACCGAGCCUCACAACUAG
Messenger RNA from Hyaloscypha bicolor E, 690 nucleotides. RefSeq lists its product as uncharacterized. The record is from RefSeq and is a predicted model, not a curated record. Bases 1 to 690 code for a protein of 229 amino acids. NCBI's taxonomy places the organism in Eukaryota, Fungi, Ascomycota, Leotiomycetes, Helotiales, Hyaloscyphaceae. The transcript has 3 exons.